ACCAACAAUGCCCCGAAUCUAAUUCCUCCUCCCGCGAUCCAAGACCCGAAUCCACUUUUUGAAUUUCCAAAACCCGCCACUAAUUUAUCACCACCACCACCACACCGCUCCUCUCCUCUAACGGUCUCUCUCAUUUUCAGUAGCUGCUGUUUUGAGUGAAAAAUGUCGGAGUUUGUUUCCCGAGAAUCCGACCCGAUUGGGAAACAAUUUUACUGCCGCAAAGAAAAAUCUCUCGGAGUUUUAUGCACCAAUUUCUUGAGUUUAUACAGUAGAGAUGGUGUUGCUUCUAUUGGACUAGAUGAUGCUGCUGCUAAAUUAGGAGUUGAACGGCGCCGCAUUUACGAUGUGGUCAACAUUUUGGAGAGUGUUGGUGUUGUAGCAAGAAAACAAAAGAAUCAAUAUUCAUGGAAAGGAUUUGAAGCAAUUCCUCGUGCUCUAGAGGAUCUCAAGGAUGAGGGUUUAAAGGAGAAUUUUUGUGCUUCUAUAUCUACCAAUUCAGCAAAGGUUGGGAAUGAGAAUGAAAAUGAAGGCUCUUCUAGUUCGAAAACCGAUGGUCAGGACAAUUCUUCAGCAACAUCAAAAUCUGAAAACAAAAGGGAAAAAUCACUAUGGCUUCUCACACAAAAUUUUGUCAAGCUUUUCCUUUGUUCUGGUGUAAACAUGAUUACUCUAGAUAGUGCUGCAAUGUCAUUGCUCGGCGGUUCUCUUACUUCGAGAGCUAUGAGAACAAAAGUUAGACGACUAUAUGACAUUGCAAAUGUUUUUUCUUCCAUGAAUCUAAUUGAGAAGACGCAUCACCCUGAUAACAGGAAACCGGCUUUUAGGUGGUUGGGAUGGAGAGGAAACAAUGGCUCAGCAGCUUCAAUGGAGUCAAAGAAGAGGGUUUUUGGUACUGACAUUACAAGUUACACUAACAUAAAGAGAAACAAGACGGAAUCUUCCAUUGGUUGGAACUCGAAUCCGAAUGAUAAUGUUUCAGUUCAUGAUAGAUUUCAGAAUUCGGUUGGUGAUUGUGAAGAGAACAGAUUGAAACAGCCCACAAAACAUAGCUCAAAGAGUUUUCAGUUUGGACCUUUUACUCCUAAGGAAACGCCUAUAGCAAGUAACUCUGGAAAUAAAGGUGUAAACCGGAUUCAGGACUUGGAGAGCCUCGCUUCUACUUACUAUCCUCGGUAUCACAAUCAAGUCUUAAGCGACCUUUUCGGACAUUAUGUGGAUGCAUGGAAAUCAUGGUACGUUGAAGUUGGUCUGAAAGAGAAGAAAGAAGAUUAAACAUUAAUGUCAAUACAUUUUAUUUCUUUGCUUAGCAUAGGGAUUACAUUACAUAUAUGAUUUUGUUUUGAUGCAUUCUCUUUAUGCAUCACCUGAUUUUCCCUCCUGUCUUAUAACCUUCUGAUUAUCAGUUUAGAAAUGAGAAAAUUCUUGGAUGUGGUUGGUGUUGCUUUUGUUAUAACUAAUGUUACACGAAAAUUAUUGAAUUCA
Molecule: messenger RNA, 1482 nt
Organism: Mercurialis annua (annual mercury)
Lineage: Eukaryota; Viridiplantae; Streptophyta; Magnoliopsida; Malpighiales; Euphorbiaceae
Product: E2F transcription factor-like E2FF
Exons: 11
Coding region: 163-1272 (369 amino acids)
Biological process (GO): regulation of transcription by RNA polymerase II
Cellular component (GO): RNA polymerase II transcription regulator complex
Molecular function (GO): RNA polymerase II cis-regulatory region sequence-specific DNA binding; DNA-binding transcription factor activity, RNA polymerase II-specific
Source: RefSeq, a predicted model, not a curated record